UCCAUAAAUAAAGAGGAAGUAUUACAUCACGUGACUUGAGCUGACGUUUUGCAUCAUGGCGGCGUCUGAAGCAGUUGCAGAAACAUCAUUCAUGGAUCCUUUUAAAGAUGUUCUGGUUAAUUAUUUAAUGCCAGAAAGAUGUUACGACGAGUUCUUUUUACAGUUCAAUCUUCUGCACGUGGAUUGUCUGAAGAUUGUGAUCAGUAAAGGCCUGGGCAUUGGGAUCAUCCUUGGUUCUGUAUUAGUAAAGCUACCUCAGAUUCUAAAGCUGGUUGGUGCUAAAAGUGCUGAGGGCCUGAGCUUUAACUCUGUACUGCUAGAGCUGUUUGCUAUCACAGGCACCAUGGCCUACAGUAUUGCCAACAACUUCCCUUUCAGUUCCUGGGGUGAGGCACUUUUUCUCAUGUUUCAAACUGUGACCAUUGGUUUCCUCAUACAGCACUAUGGAGGAAACACCAUCAAAGGUUUGGGGUUUCUGGUAGUCUACUUUGGACUGUUGGUAGUCAUCCUCUCUCCCAUAACCCCCAUGUCUGUUGUCACUACCAUGCAAGCCUCUAAUAUGCCAGCCAUCAUCUUUGGACGGUUAAUUCAGGCUGGUACCAACUACAGAAAUGGCCACACUGGGCAGCUGUCAGCUAUUUCAGUGUUUCUGCUGUUUGCAGGCUCUCUAGCACGCAUAUUCACUACAGUUCAGGAAACAGGAGAUUCUCUCAUGGCUAUCACCUACAUCAUCUCUUCUUGCUGUAAUGGUGUGAUCACAGCUCAGGUUCUCUACUACUGGAACAGCAGCAGUUCCCUCAGGAAGAAGACUGAGUAGGUCCGAAUGAAAGGCAAAUUCAGUGACCACCCAAGUCAACCAAGUGCACUGGACAGCCGACUGGGGAUCAGAUGUAUCCUAAUCAAAAUGACGGUUCUUGUAAAAUUGAACUCUUUUCAGUUGUUAAAUGCAUUUAUUGUUAACAUAUCAGUUGAAUACUGUAUAAUUGCACACAUUCGUGUAUUCCAGGUGCCCUGAAGUGGACCAAAAAGCCAGUAUGGUGAGGGGUCCUUCUAUAAUUGUCGAUUUUUUUUUUUUUUUUUCCCCCAUCUUUUUAUUCCUUUUUAUGGUAGUGUGCUAUUUAAUUAGGCAAUUUUUGGACCAUUUUCUUAGCUCAGGGAAGGGAGAAGUGUCCAUAGUAUUCUUGCAUUCAACUAUAAAUUUACAAACAUAUGUAUUAAAUCAUUAUGUAUAAUUACUGGCAUACUGUCUGACCUGGCUCACUGCAUAUUCACUAAAACCCAUGUAGCCAUUUUGAAUUCAACAACAAAUCUGAAAAAUGUCUACCUAGGUUUUGUAAACAUGAAUUCCAGAUUUGUAAAAGUGACCGAAUUUGUACCAAAUAAGUAAAUAAAAUCCAUACUCGCACAUAUGAAAAAAUGCACAUAUGAAAAUAUGUCAUCAUGUGCUAAAGAACAUCAUAGGGAGAGUAUUAUCCCUACAGGGGAUCGGUUUCCUGUUCCGUGUAGACAAAUCCAACUAUAUUGACACUAUUUCUUCAAGUACCUAGAAAUGCUCAUGUUGAUUAAACCCUACAAAAGUCAUUUUCUUUUUCUUUUUUUGUGUGUUUGACAAAAUAAAGGUUUUUCUUUAGGUAAUACAUGGAGACUAGUAAAUACUGUUGUAUUUCUUGCAAUGUCAUGCAAUAGUAAUAGCUGUCGAGUGUCAUCAUGACCAAAUGGAACUGGGUAAAAUAAGAAAAAUUUACUACAAAGCACUUUUUUGUUUGUUAUAGAUGGUAGAGUUCAUCCAUCAAAUGCAAGUUGUUUCAAGCUGUCCACAGGUAAAAGGAACAUUUAAUUUAAAUGAUAGACAUUGCAUAUUUGCACACAUUAAAUUUGUGAAUUCAUUUUCCUUUUUUGCUUGAAAACAUCUAUUGUGCAUUGCUCGUUUAUUUCAGGAAUGAAAUUUUACAAAUGGCUGUGAUUAUGGGUUUUUUCAUAUCUAAAGUUGCAAUGUACUUUUGAACGUUGAGUAAAACAUUUCCAUCAGAUAAGUUGGUGUUUAUUGAUCACUGUUCACAAAGCAUUUCUUUUAGCCUUAAAAGCUUCAAAAAAGACAGUUGUAGAAAAAAAACUUUAAAAUAAACUGUUUUAUUCUUGUUUUAA
Megalobrama amblycephala (Wuchang bream) is the source of this 2145-nucleotide messenger RNA. It is a transcript of the gene mpdu1b, whose product is annotated as mannose-P-dolichol utilization defect 1b. NCBI's taxonomy places the organism in Eukaryota, Metazoa, Chordata, Actinopteri, Cypriniformes, Xenocyprididae. The record is from RefSeq and is a predicted model, not a curated record. Gene Ontology annotation, biological process: oligosaccharide biosynthetic process. The coding region runs from base 56 to 817 and encodes 253 amino acids. The transcript is spliced from 7 exons.